Molecule: messenger RNA, 1296 nt
Organism: Blumeria graminis f. sp. triticale
Lineage: Eukaryota; Fungi; Ascomycota; Leotiomycetes; Helotiales; Erysiphaceae
Source: the annotation of a GenBank genome assembly
AUGGCUGGCUCAAGUGGAAUAUUUUUCAUCAGUCUCAUCUUAAUAGGGGUUUGGCUUAUAUUAGGAAUUGUUUUUGGUGCAACAGAUACAUGGCAAAUUAUGUUUCAGAAUGCAAGUUCCAUUCAGGUAUACAUUACAGACAUACUUCUCAUCCGACAGCAACAAAAUGCCAAUCAGGCCUUACUUACUACUCUUGCGGAGCUACAAUCACGCAGAGAGACGUGUACGCGUCUUCUCGCCAAGAUUCCCGAGUCAAAAUAUGGCAAUAGUAACGAAAAACAUGAAUGCAUGAUUGACAGUAAAAGUUUUGAUGAUAACUCAGACGAGCAAGAUUACUUGCUCAUUGCAAAGCCAACAGGUAUACGAUUAAGUUGGAUUAGUAUUUGUUCCAUAGUUGCACAGGCUCUUGGAUCUAUAUGGUCGUUUAUUUUCUACUGGAUAGGAAUUGGAAUUUGGGUGGCUGUAGGUCCAUCUCUAGGCUUUAGUAAUACAUGGCAAUUAUAUAUCAACACUGCUACGGCACUCGCUCUAACAUUUACUUCGAUCUUCCUGCAAAAUAUCCAACAACACCAAGAGGACAAAUUAAGUCGAUGUCUAGAACAAGCACUUAAGAUUGAUGCUGGCAUCGAACUUCAGUUGCGUGCAUUGACAGGUGACCAAAAACCUAAUCCUAUUUACACCAUUCCUGCUGCCCCACGCUCGUUCAUUGAAAGACUCAUUGAUGGGUUUGCUGAUAUUAUGGGUUCGGGAGCUGGCGUCGUGAUUUCAUUACUUUUCACUGUUGCAUGGAUUAUUUCCGGCCCAGCACUGAAAUUUAAUGAUAAUUGGUGGCUCAUUAUUGGUACAUUCACGGGACUUAUCGGAUUUAUUGACGGAUUCAUCUUACGCUCAUUAUAUUUUCGCGAAGAAUCUUAUACAAAAUUGCAAUUCCAAAAGCUCGCGUCCUCUGAUAGCAUCCUUUUAGAAAAGCUUCAUAUUUUAUACAAGCAAGAAGAACCACGAACUCUAGGGCUAGCAGAGCGCAUUUCACUUUCUAUUGGCAACGCUUGUGGACAUCGCUAUGCUUCCGUUGGGUCAGUUGCUGUAGUAAUCAUACUACUUACCGUGGCUUCAUCUAUGCUUUGGUCUGAAUCGGGACAGCUUCUAUGUAACACACCUACAAUGAUUGUUGAAGGGUUUCUCCUGCUAGUACUUAUACAAGCGCAUAACCACGCCAAUGAAGAGAGAGUUGCUGAUUUUAGUGGCCUUUUAAAAAGAAGACUCUUGCUACAUGGUAGUGUACUUAGUCUGACCUAA